AUGAGCAGGGUGUGCGUUACCGGAGCCGCCAGCUACAUCGCCGCCUGGCUCGUCGGAAAGCUGAUGCAGCGAGGCUGCAUCGUCCACCCCACCUUGAGAUCCCUCCUGGAUGAGGAGAAGACGGGGCUGCUAACCGCGCUGCCCGGCGCGGCUGACCGGCUGACGCUGUUCGAGGCGGACAUCUACGAUGCCGCCACCUUCGAGCCAGCGAUCCAGGGCUGCGAGUUCGUCUUCCUGUUCGCCACCCCGCUGGUGCACGACAACAGUAGCGCCAAGUAUAAGAGCGUGACCGAGGCGAUCGUGGACGCGCACUGCCUCAUCCUGCAGCAAUGCGAGCGGUGCGGCGAGUCGACCUCCUCGAUACUGCCAGAAUCUUCGUUGUCUUCGUCAUUUUCGUCUUCAGACUGCCAGUCGGCACUUCCAUCUUCACUUUCUUCCCCCUCCGGGAGUUGUUCCCCGUUGGGCAUCGAGUAUAUCUUGGUAUAA
This is a messenger RNA of Triticum urartu, 486 nucleotides long. The record is from RefSeq and is a predicted model, not a curated record. Lineage: Eukaryota; Viridiplantae; Streptophyta; Magnoliopsida; Poales; Poaceae.